Closterium sp. Naga37s-1 is the source of this 336-nucleotide messenger RNA. The record is from the annotation of a GenBank genome assembly. NCBI's taxonomy places the organism in Eukaryota, Viridiplantae, Streptophyta, Zygnematophyceae, Desmidiales, Closteriaceae.
AUGGGAGCAGAGGAGCAUAGUAGUAGGGGAGCAGAGGAGCAUGGGAGCAUGGGAGCAGGGGAGCAUAGGAGCAGAGGAGCACAGGGGUGGUUGGGGGAGGAGGAGGAGAAGGAGGAGACGAUUGGGGGAGGAGAGGCGAAGGUGGGUAGAGGGGCGUUGGAGGAAGGGGGGGAGGAGAAAGAGGACGAGGAGAAGGAAGAGGGGGAGGAGGAGGAGGAGGAGGAGGAGGAGGAGGAGGAGGAGGAGGAGGAGGAGGAGGAGGAAGAGGAGGAGGAGGAGGCGGAGGAGGAGGAGGAGGAGGAGGAGGUGGUGGUGGUGGUGGUGGUGGAGGGGUGA